Podarcis lilfordi (Lilford's wall lizard) is the source of this 4600-nucleotide messenger RNA. The record is from the annotation of a GenBank genome assembly. NCBI's taxonomy places the organism in Eukaryota, Metazoa, Chordata, Lepidosauria, Squamata, Lacertidae.
AUGGCUCUAACUCAACGCUUGUCUUCUAAACCGGCAGAGGAGAAUGAAGAGCGCACCAUGAUUGAUCCCAACUCAAAGGAGGAAGCCAAAUUUAAAGAACUCAUCAAGGUAAGGGCUUCAUUGAUUAGUAGCUUUGCCUUUCUCUGAUGCAAGAACACACACACUUUUCCAAAUUGGAGUAGAAAACUGGCUGGAUGUGCAGCUGCUGCCUGCCUGGAGGUGGUAGAAAGGACGGUGCCAUUUCAGAUUCAAUGCAGGCAGGCAAAUCACACUUUUAAUGCCCCCCCCAUUGAAAAACAAAACUGCACAGGGAGGAAAGUCGCAGCAUUUCUGUGAAUCAUUCUCUGUGACUUUGGUUCCACAGAAGGAAGUCCCCAUCAAGUUGGAGAUAAAAGUGUGUCCUGAGAAACGAAGCUAUUGAUAUCUGGUGGUGAUACCUUCCAAAGCAAAGUCCCAGAAAAUUCAGCUUAGUCUAUACAGAGGUACCUUGGUUUACAACCAUAAUCUGUUCCGGAGGUCCGGUUGUAAACCAAAACAGGUUGUAACCCAAGGCGCGCUUUUGCCAAUGGGGCCUCAAAAAAAAAAAAAAGGGUUGUCAUCCAAAAAAAGGGACACGCACUUCUGGGUUUGACGUGGUUGUAAUCCAAAACAGUUGUAAUCCAAAACGGUUACAAACCAAGGUACCACUGUAUUUGUCUGUCGCCUGAGGAAGCAUGUGGGUGGUAGAUUCAGAGCUGCCGGCACUGUGUGUGUUUGGAAAUGAUUAGAACAUUAACUGUCAUAGCUUUGGGCAAGACCAACAGUAGAAUCAAGUGCAGAACAGAAAGGGCUAAAGGAAGUUCUCCCCGGGGUUAUCAGUAAUAGCUGACUUGCAAGUUUUUCCAUAACUUGGAAGGUAGCUCAGAUGGAAUAAUAGGAUCAUUUUUAAUUAAAUAGCUUAGACUAGUUUGAAAGAUCUGGUGGCAGUCAUUGGAAUGCAUCUUGAAUUAAGUACUGUAGUGCACAAUCUAUUGCACAAUGGCUUUGCAAAUCUUUUUGGAUUUUCCAGUGUAUGUUGGUUUUAAAAUUAUGCACACCCACGUAAUGUACAGGACUUCAGGACUGGAAAAUCACCUUGCCUGAAAAAUCUUCUCUCUUUGCACAGAGCCAUAACUUAGCCACACAUAAGCUUUUUUUUGUUUAGACCUCUUAAUCCACAAAUAGCAUUUAUAUACUGUACCGAGUAAAGUAUCUUCCGGGUGCAGAUCAGGGAGAGCAGGGGGCAUCGGGGCGUUGAUAGCAUUUUUACCCUCUUCUUGCAGGUCAGUCACUGAAAAAAAGGGAAACCCAACAGACAUUAGUAAAUUCCCAGUUUGUCCGUUUGCUUCGCUGAUACUGAUAUUUUUAGUUGGUUCACUAGGGUAUAGAUCCGGGACGAGGAACUAGGUCUAGUUGGUGAGCCAGAUGGUUAUCUCCCCACCUUUUGUGGGCUAAUUUCUGACUGGUGGGUGGAGCUGCCCACCUGUCAAUCACUUGAUGUCGCAGUAACAUCAGACGAUCCUUUUUUGCCUGCAUGGGGCUUGCAAGUGUUUUGCAAAGUGCUAUUUUUGUGAGAUGCAGCCGAAGAAUUUAAUUCUAAUACAGGAAAUCUGGCACCAUAAUAAAUUUCUUAGUUUUCCAGAAAAGUCUGCUUGACUUGAGGUCCACCCCCUUAAAAGGAUAGAAACUAAAUAAUGUAUUAGGACCAACCAAGUAAUCUAUGUCUUUCCUUUAUUGUCCCAGGUUUUAAUUGACUGGAUAAAUGAUGUCCUGGUUGAAGAAAGAAUCAUUGUCAAGCAGCUUGAGGAGGAUGUCUAUGAUGGGCAGGUGCUACAGAAGCUCUUGGGUGAGCGGCUGCUGUAGGCAGGUGGCAGUGGACUGAGGGCUGGAGCUGGACCGAGGGAAUCUGGCUUUGAAUCACCACUCAGCCAUGUUGGUCGCUGAGGAAAAGCAGGAUUUGCUAAAACAAAAGGGCUGUGUUUUGGACUUGAGACUAAUGAAAAGGAGGCAACCGUACCCUUUUGCUUCCAUUUUUCAUUGACCGUAGUUCAACGUUACAGUAUUUCCAUAGCUUCAACUGGUCAAUCUUAAGUAUGUUUUUUGAGGCAAGCCAACUGCACAAACCAUGGUUUGAGGUUAACCACCGGUCUGUCGAAACGAGCCAAGAUGGGGCAAGCUUUGAUUAAUCAAAAAGUGGAAGCAAAAGGCUCUCCUUGUGGCCCUGCCAGAUGAGGAGAGAGAUGGUUCUUAUAAUGCUAAACCAGGGGUAGGCAACCUAAGGCCCAGGGGCCAGAUCCGGCCCAAUCACCUUCUAAAUCUGGCCCAUGGACGGUCUGGGAAUAAGCAUGUUUUUACAUGAGUAGAAUGUGUUCUUUUAUUUAAAAAGCACCUCUGGGUUAUUUGUGGGGCCUGUCUGGUGUUUUUACAUGAGUAGAAUGUGUGCUUUUAUUUAAAAUGCAUCUCUGGGUUAUUUGUAGGGCACAGGAAUUCUUUCUUUCUUUCUUUUUCAAAAUAUAGUCCGGCCCCCACAAGGACUGAGGGACGGUGGACCGGCCCCAGUAGGGAACCAAGCCAGGAAGUUGCACUUAACCAUUCCUUGGUUAAUGUAUUUCAAUCAAGCCUGUGCAUGAAGCCGCGGCUUAUGAUUCUUUGCUUGUUUGAAAGCCUUUAACCAUCAUUCCCAGUUCACACGUAAUGGGAAGCUAUAGUUUACUGCCACUUGACUCUCAUGAAGGGGCUUCCAGGUGCAGAUCCUUUGUUUAUGAAGCCAGGAUUUGAGUGGUGUGAACCAGGUGAAUGAGACCGCCUUAGUUCCUGGUCUGUGACAGCUUGACCUCAGUGGUCCAUGACUGAUUACUGUAAUAUGCUUUAUGUGGAGCUGCCCUUGUAUCUGGUCUGGAAGCUUAACCGUUUGCAAAAUGCAGGAGCCCCAAUGCCUUAAGAACUGUCUGAUCCCUUACACUCCGCCUUGAUCACUGAGAUCCUCUGGUGGGUCACUCCUGCCAGUUCCCCACAUCCCUGGGGUUUAGUUGGCCUCCCCUGGGGUCCAACCCUUUAGUACUGCAGGCCCUGUCCUGUGGAACUCCCCAGCACUGGGCAUUUGGCAGAAACCACCCCUCCCUUCUUUCAGACAUGUUUUGGAAGCCAUCUUUGUUUAUGGACAGGCCUUUGAAAUAUGAAUUUUCUCUUUUUAACCAAUCAGAUUGGAUUUAUUGAUGUUUUUAGUGGAUACUUUUGUUGAUUUUAUUCUUAUUGAAAUAUAAGCGUGGCUUAUAACCAUCUUAAAAUAUAAAUAAAUUUUAAUUUCAAAAAGCUGAUGGGUUUGUACCUGGCCAGGUGAGGAACUGGCUGCAGGGGGUCCAUGUUCCCCAUCCCUUUUGCGCUACCUGAAGAAUCUUGUUUCUGCUUGUCUCUUUUCCCAACCCAGAGAAACUUGCUGGCCGUAAGCUCAACGUGGCCGAAGUGACACAGUCGGAAAUAGGCCAGAAACAAAAGCUGCAGACUGUCUUGGAAGCUGUCCACGAUUUGCUGCGACCCCAUGGCUGGGCCAUCAAGUGGAACGUGGACUGUAAGAAGCUUGUCUGGGUUGGGUUUGCCGUGGCUCCAGGGCAGAGUUGCUCCACUGCCAGCCCCUUUUGUCUCCACUCAGAUAGCAAGACUGGGGAAGAUCUUUGCUUGAGACCUUAGGAGAGCAGCUGCCAGUCAAAGUAGAGAGUACUGGUCAGGUAGACGCACAUCUGUGUAAGGCAGCCUGGUGUGAUCACAGAAAUCCCCCUGCCCUGGCACUAGGCAGCUUAGCAAAGGCAAAACAGUAUUCUGCAACUCGUGUACAUUAUGCAAAAUGGCUUGAUUUGUGUCAUUUAGCUCAUUUUGCAUGAUUUCUGCCGCUCAUGGGGGAGGAGCAAGUUGCCAUACAGGACACUGAGCCCCACUGACCACUCAAAGCUCUUAUUGAGACACCGUUCUGAUGUCAGUUUUCAUCUGCUGUUCCCCAUAUGUUCCACCAUAUUUUUGUACCCGUGACUAAGAACCUGCUUUUUUCAACUCCUCGAGUGGUUUAACAGUCAAUCCCUCUUGCGCAUUGUAGCUCUGAGAGGGGAAUAGGCACCCUUGAAAAACUACAGGUCCCAUAACUCUUUGGGGGAAGCCAUGAAUGUUUAAAGUGGUCCCAUGGCGCUUUCGGUGUGUGGUUUGAAUGUGACCUGAGAGAGACCUGGUGAUGCAAGCAAAAGGAAUCGGGGAGGAAUAAAGAUUCCCCCAGCUAACUUGCAGUUGCCGUGGGUGGGGGUUGGAGUGGAAAAGAUGUGCAGUUCUGAAGAAGAGACUCUGUGGAAGACCUAACGGAGAGGCAGGGUUCUUGGGGCCCCUGGAGGCAGAGGGUCAACCCCAGAUCACCGAUCCAAAACUUACCCAGAAAAUGUUUUCCCUUAAUUGCCUUUUAAAAUUUGUGUGUCUCUAUAUACCUGUGUUUCCCUUCAAGCAAUCCAUGGCAAGAACCUGGUGUCCAUUCUCCACCUGCUUGUAGCUCUGGCGAUGCACUUCCGGGCUCCCAUCCGACUUCCUGAACAUGUUUCUGUGCAAG